Messenger RNA from Hymenoscyphus albidus, 894 nucleotides. The record is from the annotation of a GenBank genome assembly. Lineage: Eukaryota; Fungi; Ascomycota; Leotiomycetes; Helotiales; Helotiaceae.
AUGGUUCAACUCACAUUCGCCACAGCGCUUGCAUUCCUUGCAGCUGUUCAAGCCUCACCUCUUACGCCACGCCAAUCCACCCCCAGAUUCCUCAGUCUCCCGCCAACGCCAGAACUAGCAGCACCAAUCAGUACCAAAACAUUCGCAACAGCUGAUGGAGUACAGUUGUGGUUCCAGAAAUACAACGAGCAAGCCGGCGGUGACCCAAUCGUUUUUAUCCACGGAGGACUCGGUUACUCAGCUUAUUUUGCAGAUGUGAUGAAAAUCAUCGCCAAAACCCGUUAUGUCAUUGCAGUAGACCGAAGAGGUCAUGGAAGAUCGACAUACUUGGCCGGAGAAACCUUUACCUUUGACAAGAUGGCCGAAGAUACCUUUGACCUCCUUCAAGCAGAGGGUGUCAAGAGUGCUAUUUAUGCCGGAUGGAGUGACGGAUCUGCAACUACUCUCGCCUCCCUCAUCAACCCUAAGAUCGCACCCAGCAUCAGCAAAGCAUUUGUCUUUGGUGGUUUUCAGAACCCACAGGAUUCAAACGCCACAUUCACAGACACCGCCAUCUACACUGAUUUCCUCGGUAGAUGCGGAGAGGAGUACGCAGUUCUCCAACCCAAUGCCGACUUCAGGGAUUUCGCAACCAGAGUGGGUACCUUGGAAGCUACUCUUCCUCUCUUCACUGAUGCUCAAUUGGGUGGCAUCGAUGGAAAGAAGGUACAAAUCGUGGGCGCUGAUAAGGAGGAGGCUGUCAACUUGGAUGUUCCAGCUAAACUGAACAAGCUUAUUCCAGGAAGCUCUUUGGUUAUGUUGAAGGAUGUCAGCCAUUUCGCUCCUGUUCAGGACCCUGUUGGAUUUGCAGCUGCUAUUGAGGCAUUUGUUUCCGGCACAGCACCAAAGAACUAG